AUGGUGGUGAGGAAUCUCUCCCCGCCCCCGCAACCCCCCUCGGAGGAGCUAAACGGCCUCGCCAAGAAGGGUUCGCGUUUAAGCAAUGGAAAUGCUACGAUACCCGCGAGGAGGAAGCUUCGUUCCGCAAAGACCUCGAGCUGGCGCGCCUGGCUAUUUAACACAGCUGCGAGGCUCUUCACUUGGUACGCCAUCCUCACAAUCCUCUUCCGGUGCCCAUCCACGUUAGAAGAAUGCGACGAGACCUCUCCGGUGAUUUGCAAAGCCUACUUCCACACCAAGGCUGCCAUCAUUCCACACGUCGAGCCCUACCUAGACGAAUACGCCGCCCCUUACGUGGAGAUUAUCAAUCCGUACUUCCAAGCCGUUUCCAACAGCGUCAUCACACCAACCCGCGCCGUAGUUGAGCGAUACGGCGCGCCCAAGGCUCAACAAGCGAAGGAGUACCUGCAGGCUCACUGGGCAACCACAGGCCAGCCUCAGGUGGAUAAAGUUCGCGAAUUGGCGAAUGAGCAGUACCAGCGCAACCUCGCUCCUUAUUUGGACCAGAUCUCGCAAAGUUUGGCGCCAUAUUACGACGCUGCGCGAACGAGCGCCCUGCGGACAUACGAUGAGCUUCUUUUACCGAGCUACGAAUUUGUUAAACCCUACGCUUUGAUAGCUUACGAUGCCGCUCAGACCGUCACUACAGAAACCAUUAUUCCCUCUGCUGUCUGGACCUUCAACAAGACGUAUACCUUCCUUGAUGAUAAUGUCUGGCCACAUGUUAAGGGGCUCUAUGUUGAAAACGUCGAACCUCAACUCGUCAGGAUCGGGCAGCGUCUCGGACGCUACAGGGACGCACCAAGCACCGGUAUCCCUAAGAAGAGUGUGCCUCCUAGCCCCGACACGAAAUCGUCCUCGUUCGUAGUCAAGCCUUCCGAGUCAACACCGCCGCAGGUUUCGUCCUCCGUCGCAUCUGCGAAGACCACGUCGGUAUCCACCGUCCCUGCUCCUGAGUCUAGCGCCGGCGGAAAUUCUAACGCCAGCCCCGAGACACAAUCGGAGGCCGAGGUUGAGGUCGAUGUUAAGCCUAAAACCUCUGAGAAGCCCUCACAGGAGGAAAUUCGACGCCUCGCUGCCGAGACUGUCGCCGAGGACUUGAACCAGUGGCAAACCAAGUUCGCCAAUGCGGCGGAUGAGGGCGCCGCUGAGAUGGAGGAUAAAGUACAUGAGAUCUCCGAAAGCAUGAUAAAAUCACAUGUCCGGGGUCAGGGGGACAGACUUGUCGCCGAAUUGAAGGAAGCUGCCGAGGAAGAGAUUGCCAAGCUUCACAAGAACAUUAUUUCGCUCGUCCAGUCAUCCUCUAAGGUGACCCGAAGUGAAACUGAAGAAUCGGCCUUUGCGGCCGUCCGACAGGCUGGUCUUAUCGUCAAGGAGAAGGCUGAAAAGAUUCGCACCUGGCGCGAGGAUUUCGAGGCGGAUUUGCACGCUGCCGUAACCGCGGCCGCACAGGAACAUUUCAACAUACUCGGCAACAUGAGGGAUUUGGCUCUACAGAAGAUCGGCAUGAAGUGGGCGUGGAUGGACGGCGUCACGUAUAAGGACUGGGCGAAGUACCACGACAUGAAAAAGCGGUUCGACGAGUGGACAGAAGAACUUCAGCAACUGAUCGUGACCCACCCCGCCUUGGAAGCCGCCAUGAACGAAGCGGCAUAUGUGGAGGAUGACGGCAUGGAGGCAGCACAGAAUGCAGCUAGGGAGCUUGCGCGUCUGAAGCAAGUUGCUGCCUGGAAGAUUGGGGCAGGUGACGCUUCGGACAACUUCGAUAGCGAUGAUAUGAGACGUGCGGCCGAAGCAGCGGAUGCCAACCCGGAUACCAUACCAUCACACGUCGUCGACAAUCCAUCGGCGGAGCAUCCAGACGCCGAUACCGAGCUCGGAACUUCUCCCGAAGAUGCUCCAGAACCCGUUCCCGAAGCCGACGUCGAGGACGAAGUAGAGGGAACCCCUAAGAACCCCCAAGAUGCCCAAACCGAGGCGGCAGCUGACCCUUUGCCCGCUGAAGAGGAUUUCGAGACUGAAACGCGGGGUGAUGCCGAGCUCCCUCCCUUGGAAAAGGAUGAGUCUGCAGAUGUGCCUAUCAAGGCUGAAGCUCACGCAAUUGUUGAGGGAGAAAGCGACUCCGAAGCUAUUAUACCUGAGCCUGCCGAAGAGGAUGAGAAUGCUGUGGAGCAUGCAGAGGCCGACGCGGUACCCACUGCAGAUUCUGAGGAUACUGCUGUUGCAGACGAUGCGGAAGCGGAUUCGCCUGCUGCCAGCGUUAUCCCGCCCGUCGAGGAGAUGCCUCCCGUACAACCGAUUAUUCCUGGUGCAGCAGCGGCAUCUGUAGAGGGCGGGAGUGAGCCGAUCCUUGAUGAAGCGGAGGAAACCGAGGAGGAAAUUGAGGAGAGCGUUACUGUUUCAGAGGCGUCUGCUUCUGCAAGCGAAGCCCCCGCUGCUGAGCAUAGCCGGGGAGCAGCUGACUUGGAAGAAGAGAGUGCUCCUGUUGCUGACGACAAGCCCGAGGAGCCUAUGUCCGAACAGACAGAUAAAAAGGAUGCCGACAGCCUUCUAUGGUCCGACAACGCGGAGGCGACAUAUGCGACCGUCAAAGAUGAGCUAUAA
Molecule: messenger RNA, 2646 nt
Organism: Scedosporium apiospermum
Lineage: Eukaryota; Fungi; Ascomycota; Sordariomycetes; Microascales; Microascaceae
Exons: 3
Coding region: 1-2646 (881 amino acids)
Biological process (GO): protein transport
Source: RefSeq, a predicted model, not a curated record